Molecule: messenger RNA, 2051 nt
Organism: Mus pahari (shrew mouse)
Lineage: Eukaryota; Metazoa; Chordata; Mammalia; Rodentia; Muridae
Gene: Cr1l
Product: complement C3b/C4b receptor 1 like
Exons: 12
Coding region: 260-1768 (502 amino acids)
Source: RefSeq, a predicted model, not a curated record
UUUUCUUUGGAGUCGAAGGUUCCUACAAAUGGAAAACUUCCUGGAGCUGACUUACUAAGUAUUGAUCCAGUUCCUGCGUUGCUGAAUCAGUCUCCCAAGGGCAAUUCCACAGAAAUCCCAGGGGCUUGGAGUAAACAAGACCACUCCCAGCCCAAGAGGAAGUUUUAUUCCGGAACCCAGCGCCAUUUCCCGCAUUCUGGGUGGGGCUGCUUUCUACACCUUUCGCCGUAAGACCUUGUUUGAGACCGGUGUGGGUGGAAUGGAGUCCUCCUCUCGGAGUUCAGAGCCUAAAGAUCCGGCGUGGCGCAUUGUAGCCUUCGGCCGGGGAGGAGUCCAGCUGGCGGUCUUGCUGCUGUUCUUGCUGCCAUCAACUUUGGGUCAGUGCCCAGCCCCAUCACAGCUUCCUUCUGCCAAACCUCUAAAUCUAACUGAUGAAUCCAUGUUUCCCUUUGGAACAUUUUUGAAGUAUGAAUGUCGCCCAGGAUAUAUCAAGAGGCAGUUCUCUAUCAUAUGCCAAGAAGACUCAACCUGGACAAGUGCUGAAGAUAAGUGUAUACGUAAACAAUGUAGAACUCCUUUAGAUCCUCAGAAUGGCUUGGUACAUGUACACACAGGCAUUCAGUUUGGAUCCCGUAUUAAUUAUACUUGUAAUAAAGGAUACCGCCUCAUUGGUUCCUCUUCUGCUGUAUGUAUCAUCACUGAUCAAAGUGUAGAUUGGGAUACUGAGGCACCUGUUUGUGAGCAGAUUCCUUGUGAGAUACCCCCAGGCAUUCCCAAUGGAGAUUUCUUCAGUUCAAACAGAGAAGACUUUCAUUAUGGAAUGGUGGUUACCUACCGCUGCAAUACUGAUGGGAGAGGGAAGGAGCUCUUUUACCUGGUGGGUGAGCCCUCCUUACACUGUACCAGCAACGAUGAUCAAAUUGGAGUCUGGAGUGGCCCUCCGCCUCAGUGCAUUGAACUCAACAAAUGUACUCCUCCCUAUGUUGAAAAUGCAGUCAUAGUGUCUGAGAACAAAAGCUUGUUUUCCUUAAGGGAUAUUGUGGAGUUUAAAUGUCAGCCUGGCUUUAUCAUGAAAGGAGACAGCAGUGUGCAUUGUCAGUCCGUAAACAAAUGGGAGCCAGAGUUACCAAGCUGCUUCAAGGUGAAAUUCUGUGGUGCUUUCCUGGACCAGCUUCCUAAUGGGCGUGUACUGUUUCCACUAAAUCUUCAACUUGGGGCCAAAGUGACCUUUGUUUGUAAUAAAGGGUAUCAAUUAAAAGGCAAUUCUGCUAGUCAUUGUGUUCUUAAAGGAGUGGAAAGCGUUUGGAAUGCCAGUGUUCCUGUGUGUGAACGAGUGACGUGUCAUCUCCCUCGGGAUAUGAGUGGAUUCCAGAAGGGAUUGGAAAUGAAAAAAGAAUAUUACUAUGGAGAUAAUGUAACCUUGGAAUGUGAGGAUGGGUAUACUCUAGAAGGCAGUUCUCAGAGCCAGUGCCAGUCUGAUGGCAGCUGGGAUCCUCUUCUGGCCAAAUGUGUAUCUCGCUCAAUCAGUGGUCUAAUAGUUGGAAUUUUCAUUGGGAUAAUCGUCUUUAUUUUAUUCAUCAUUGUUUUCUUUUGGGUGAUUCUGAAGUAUAAAAAACGCAAUACCACAGAUGAGAAGUGUAAAGAAGUGGGUAUUCAUUUAAAUUCUAAAGAAGACAGCUGUGUUCGCCUUCAGUCUCUGCUCACAAGUCAGGAGAACAGCAGCACCACUAGCCCAGCACGGAAUUCAGUCACUCAAGAAAUCUCCUAAAUAGCAGCAACGCAAAAUGAGAACGUUUCCUAUCUUUAUCACUUUUAAAAUAAACUAUUUUCUUUUAAGAUCUAGAUGUGUAAUUUAUACUUAUAAUUUCAGCACUUGAGAGCUGACAUGGAAGGAAUGCCACAAAUUCAGAGGCACUCAGAACAUUUAACCUAUCUCAAAAAUAAAAAAAUAAAUAAAAAUAAAAAGUAGUAUGAACUCAUUAUUUAAAACAGUAAACAUAUAGACCACUUUAUAUAUGUAUAUAUAUUGAGCCAGAUGCGAUAGCUGACUC